AUGUCUCGCCAUCCACAAUUUUACAAACGGGUCGGGCCCGAAAUGAAGGAGUUCGAGAAAGCUCUUGACUGUACUCUAGAUAAGUCUAUGAAUUGGGGUAUAAGAUUAGAUGGACAUAAGUUUUCAUCUUUUACUAAAGGAUUCCAGAAGCCGUAUGAUGCACGCAUUGCCAAUGCAAUGAUUUCGACACUUGCUGAUUUAAUGAAGGAGUUCAAUCCGAUUUGUGGGUACACCUGCAGUGAUGAAAUUACACUGAUUUUCACCCCGCCGCCUACUGAGGCCAAAAACGGCAAGCCUAUGGACCAGAUAAUCAUGUAUA
Messenger RNA from Sphaeroforma arctica JP610, 319 nucleotides. RefSeq lists its product as hypothetical. Gene Ontology annotation, molecular function: magnesium ion binding; tRNA guanylyltransferase activity. Gene Ontology annotation, biological process: tRNA modification. The annotation marks the transcript as partial. The transcript has a single exon. NCBI's taxonomy places the organism in Eukaryota, Ichthyosporea, Ichthyophonida. The record is from RefSeq and is a predicted model, not a curated record.